AUGACCUCACUCUUUCUCUACAGAUACCAUGCACUUCUGGACCGAUGUUACGUGUUCGUCUUCCCCUUGCCCUUCAUCUCAACAUUCUUUAAUCUCUUCGUAUCGUAAGUCAAAAAAAGGAUUAACACUAUUCAAUCAAAUAUUGAAGAAGUGUUAGUUGCCCGGUUCAUAUCAAAUUAGUAUUAAUUGUAAUACUGGGCUUGAUUAAACAUCUUGCCUCCUUUCCAUUCAGACACAGUGCACCUGCUCACUAAAUUUAACUAUCUUUAUCCAGGUUCCUCUUUAUCUAGUGAACUCAAUGCAAAACGGAGGAGUAGCCACUUCAUCUAGGCACCAAUGGGCCAUAUUCAUAACAUUCAUAUGAUUUUUAGAUCAAUCAUUAAUACUCUUUCUGUAACUAGCAGUGUGUUGUCCUGCCUGUGUGCAAAUGGGUAAUUGUGAGGUGAAGUUCACCUUUUUUGUAAAGCUGCUCCAUUGAUCAGAUGACCACCAUGCUGGAGAAUGGAGACAGCCAGAAGGCCCGUUUCUACUUUCCUGUCUUCCGCUUCAUCAAGCAGCAGAACCAGACCGUCUCCACCUACUACUUGCACUGCAUCACCCGCCUCUGUGAUUGCACCACUUGCAGCACCUUCAAG
This is a messenger RNA of Coregonus sp. 'balchen', 635 nucleotides long. The record is from the annotation of a GenBank genome assembly. Lineage: Eukaryota; Metazoa; Chordata; Actinopteri; Salmoniformes; Salmonidae.